This is a messenger RNA of Aricia agestis (brown argus), 1850 nucleotides long. RefSeq names its product serine palmitoyltransferase 2 (gene lace). Bases 168 to 1799 code for a protein of 543 amino acids. Gene Ontology annotation, molecular function: serine C-palmitoyltransferase activity; pyridoxal phosphate binding. Gene Ontology annotation, biological process: ceramide biosynthetic process; sphingosine biosynthetic process. NCBI's taxonomy places the organism in Eukaryota, Metazoa, Arthropoda, Insecta, Lepidoptera, Lycaenidae. The record is from RefSeq and is a predicted model, not a curated record. Gene Ontology annotation, cellular component: serine palmitoyltransferase complex. The transcript is spliced from 8 exons.
AAAUAGGUACCUAGUAAACUAAAAUGUAUUACUAAAUUCUUUUUACAUGUACUUCGUUAUUUAAUUUAUAAAACAGUGAAAGUAUUUUAGCGUGUUUAACUAACUAAAAUAUAGAAUUUAUAUUUCGCCAUACAUUUUUCACCGAAUCAUAUAGAAAAAUUUAAAAUAUGUCAGCAGCAACUAAAUGUGGUGGCACUGAUACAAAAUUGGCCAGUGAUAUGCAGUCUAAUUGUAUUAAAACCGAUAAUGUUAAGGCAAUGAAUGGAAAAGCUGAUUUACAUAGAAAUAGUAUUGUUCAAGGAAACAAGAGUAAUGGUUAUAAUAAAAUGUCAUCCGGAGAAGAGGUGGUGCCAUGCAUGGAUUGGUCACAGUAUGACACAUUUCCGGGCUCCUUUGAGAAGUGCUCAUUGAUGACAGCCGCACUCACUCACUUUGGCCUAUAUCUGCUUAUGUUCCUUGGCUUUGUUAACCAACUCUUAUUCAAACCAAAAGUUGCGACAGAGAGAAAUAGAGAGGGAUACGCGCCACUGUACAAUCCGUUCGAGCAGUUCUUCUCUCGCUACGUGUACCGGCGCGUGCGACACUGCUUCAACCGGCCCAUUUGCUCCGCGCCCGGCGCUGAACUCACACUCAAGGAGCGGUGUACCGAUGACUACAACUGGUCCUUCAGGUUUACGGGAACAGAGAGGAGAUGCAUCAACCUGGGUUCAUACAACUAUCUCGGAUUUGCGGAGGCUGCUGGCCCGCGCGCGGACGCCGCCGCCGCAGCGACCAAACGCUACGGGCCCGCCAUGGCGUCACCGCGUGCUGAGCUGGGAACCACCGCACUGCACCGUGAAUUGGAACGCACUUUGGCUGAUUUUCUUGGAGUAGAGGAUUGUUGUGUUUUCGGCAUGGGAUUCGGGACAAACGCCCUGGGUUUGCCCGGGCUGCUAUCGGCCGGUACGCUGGUCCUCAGCGACGAGAACAACCACGCGUCACUUAUCCUGGGUCUUCGCCUGGCGCGCGUCACUGUGCGAGUGUUCAAACACAAUGACGUGCGCCACGCCGAGCGCCUCGCCAGAGACGCUAUCGCCGAGGGAACGUGGAAGCGAAUUGUGCUGGUUGUCGAAGGGGUGUACAGUAUGGAGGGGUCCGUGGUACCCCUGGGCGCGUUGGUGGCGCUGAAGAAACGCCUCGGUCUCCAUCUUUAUUUGGACGAGGCGCACUCGAUCGGCGCUAUGGGGCCUACGGGACGCGGCGUCACAGAGUACUGUGGAGUAUCGCCGAAAGACGUCGAUGUACUCAUGGGUACAUUCACGAAGAGUUUCGGCGCGGCCGGCGGGUACAUAGCGGGUCCGAAACGUUUGGUCGAUCGCGUGCGGUCGGCUGGGCACGCACACGCGUACGCACAUUCUAUGGCCCCGCCCGUCGCCGCGCAAGUGUUGGAAGCGACGCGUGCGAUCGCCGCGCCUGAGGGACAGAAGCGUGUACGCACGCUGAGAGAGAACACCCACUACUUCCGUAAAAGGUUGCGUGCGAUGGGAGUGAUUAUACUUGGACACGAAGACUCGCCUGUUGUACCAAUGUUGGUGUACACGUUUAGCAAGAUGGCUGGUACCGUAGAAAGGCUCACGGAGCGGGGAGUGGCGACCGUCGGUGUGGGCUUUCCGGCUACGCCACUCAACAAGGCUAGAAUACGAUUCUGUCUAUCAGCGGCUCAUACUCGGGAACAGUUGGAUCGCUGUCUCGAUGCCAUCGAAGAGGUGGUGGACGAAGUGGGUCUCCGUUACUCCCGCAAACACCCGCGCACGCACUAGCGUCGCGCACGCACGCCAGCGUACACGCACGUAACUACCGACAUUUCUAUA